Molecule: messenger RNA, 681 nt
Organism: Ostreococcus tauri
Lineage: Eukaryota; Viridiplantae; Chlorophyta; Mamiellophyceae; Mamiellales; Bathycoccaceae
Product: unnamed product
Exons: 1
Coding region: 1-681 (226 amino acids)
Source: RefSeq, a predicted model, not a curated record
AUGGAGCUGUGGGGGACGAGCGACGCGAGCGACGCGCUCUGGUGGCUCGCGAGUCAUCCGGCGUUCGGCGCGGCGGCGGUGCUUGGGGUCGUCUGGCUCGUCCCUCGAGCGGUGGACGCGGCGUGGAAGUAUGUAGUGCUCCCUGGUGUGAUUCUGUUACUCGUCGUGGUCGUGGUGACGACGCCGGCGGAGGCGCUGGGGUUCUUCGGAGCCGCGGCGCGAGAGGUGGCGGGACAUCCGGAGGAGAUACUCGCCGUGACAGUCGUGUUCGCGGUCAUCGCGCUCGGACCGUACCUCGUCGGCGGUGCGAUCGUGGCGUUGUUAAUCAGCGGCGCGACGAUCUUGCCCGGAGUGUUCAAGCCCUUGCUCCCGCCCGAGGUCGUGCGCGCGACGGAGCAAGUUGACUCCAUAGCCAGCCGAGUGCGAGAGGAAAGGAGUUUCUUCGACUCGUUCGCGAAAGAGGUGAACGACAAGCGAACGUCGCUCAAGAUGCAGCGUUCGAACGGGAACGCAACAGUUAGCGCUCCCACGCUGGUGGAGAACAGAACGAAGCCGAUGAAGAAGACGUCUGCGACGCGCGCGCGAGAGGACGCGAUUCGCGUGCGGGAGCGUCGCGAGCAAAAGCGCGAGCUCGAAAAGCGAAAGCAGCAGUACCUCGCCGACAAGACCACCGCGACGUGA